UGCAGAGAGUAAGACAAUAGCUAAGCUAAUCUUUAAGACCUUCAUCCCAUUAGUAAGAAAAGAAACACCAUGCAGCCUUAAGCUAUAUCCCUUUCUUUUCACAGACCUGACCUUUCAUGCAUAGCUCUUUGAAUUCUCAUAAGAUUACCAAAUAUAUACAAUAGAAAACAUCAAAAGUUUUAUAAAUAUUUUAUAACAGAAUACAAAAAUUAAUGGAGGCUGCAAACGUUUACACACAAGAUGGCACCGUGGACCUCCAAGGCCGUCCCGUCCUCGCGUCCAAGACCGGCCGUUGGAGAGCUUGCUCUUUCCUUCUUGUCUUGUGUGUGUGAGAAGGGUAUGAAGCGUUUGAGCGGAUGGCGUUUUACGGAAUAGCUUCGAACCUGGUGAAUUAUUGACAACAAGACUUCAUGAAGACACGAUCUCUUCGGUUAGAAAUGUGAAUAAUGGUCCGGUGCCGUUUGGAUCACCCCGAUCGCCGGAGCUUACAUCGCCGACUCAUACAUCGGUCGCUUCUGGACUUUUACUGCCUCCUCUCUCAUCUAUGUCCUGGGGAUGAUUCUCUUAACAAUGGCGGUAACGGUAAAAUCCUUAAGACCGACAUGCGCAAACGGGGUAUGCAACAAAGCAUCCUCUUUACAAAUAGCAUUUUUCUACAUGUCUCUCUAUACCAUUGCCAUUGGAGCUGGUGGAACAAAACCGAACAUUUCCACGUUUGGAGCGGACCAAUUCGACAAUUACAGCCUUAUAGAGAAAAAGCAAAAGGUUUCAUUCUUCAAUUGGUGGAUGUUCAGCUCUUUCUUGGGUGCAUUAUUCGCGACAUUAGGGCUUGUCUACAUCCAAGAGAAUGUUGGGUGGGGUUUAGGUUAUGGUAUCCCUACAGUAGGACUCUUGGUUUCUCUCCUUGUGUUCUAUAUCGGCACACCAUUUUAUAGACAUAAGGUCAUCAAAUCAGACAAUUUGGCCAAAGAUUUGGUUAGAGUCCCUAUCAUGGCAUUCAAAAACCGAAAGCUUAACUGUCCUAGUGCCGUUUUGGAGCUUCAUGAGCUUGACUCACAUUAUUACAAAAGCACUGGGAAACAUCAAGUUCAUCACACUCCCAUAUUCAGGUUCUUGGAUAAAGCGGCCAUUAUGACAUGUUCGGGAGAGUUACCUUGUACAGUGACAAAAGUGGAAGUGGCAAAGCGUGUGCUAGGGCUUACCUUAAUAUGGCUUGUCACUUUAAUCCCAAGCACCUUAUGGGCACAAGUGAACACUCUCUUCGUCAAACAAGGGACCACCCUGGACCGAAAACUCGGAUCCCACUUCCAAAUCCCUGCGGCUUCGCUGGGAAGUUUUGUUACACUCUCAAUGCUUCUUUCAGUGCCAAUGUAUGACCAAUACUUUGUUCCCUUCAUGCGCAAGAAAACCGGAAAUCCUAGGGGGAUCACUAUACUCCAAAGGCUAGGGAUAGGGUUUGUGAUCCAAAUUGUUGCAAUCGCGGUUGCUUCAGCGGUAGAGGUCAAGAGGAUGCGAGUGAUAAAGGAAUUUCACAUAGCUAGCCCGAAAAAUGUUGUGCCUAUGAGCAUUUUCUGGUUGCUCCCUCAGUACUCACUUCUAGGCAUUGGGGAUGUGUUCAACGCGAUUGGUUUGCUUGAGUUUUUCUACGACCAGUCACCUGAGGAGAUGCAGAGCCUUGGAACGACGUUUUUUACGAGUGGGAUCGGUCUUGGGAACUUCUUGAAUAGCUUCUUGGUGACUAUGGUUGAUAAGAUCACGAGUAAAGGAGGAGGGAAGAGUUGGAUUGGGGAUAAUUUGAAUGAUUCAAGGCUAGAUUACUAUUAUGGGUUUCUAUUGGCGAUUUCGAUUGUCAACAUGGGUUUGUUCUUGUGGACAGCUAGCAAGUAUGUUUACAAGAGUGAUGAGAUCAAAGAGUUUAGUGGAGGAUGCGUUGAAAUGGAGGCCAAAGCCUUAGACACAUCACCUCUUACUAUCCAACUAUAACUAUGCGAUACAUGUAUAUAUGGUUUUCAAGAAAAUUUGUAAGUUGUGGUAUUCUGAUAACAUGAUAUGACGAAUAAAACUUUAGUGUUUAUUCUAAACAAUCAAUUAAAAUUGGAAGAAUGAAGCAAUUACUCAAGUUCUA
Messenger RNA from Raphanus sativus (radish), 2125 nucleotides. RefSeq names its product protein NRT1/ PTR FAMILY 5.1. Bases 556 to 1983 code for a protein of 475 amino acids. Gene Ontology annotation, cellular component: membrane. The record is from RefSeq and is a predicted model, not a curated record. The transcript has 4 exons. Gene Ontology annotation, biological process: transmembrane transport. NCBI's taxonomy places the organism in Eukaryota, Viridiplantae, Streptophyta, Magnoliopsida, Brassicales, Brassicaceae. Gene Ontology annotation, molecular function: transmembrane transporter activity.